AUGGCGACCGAGACCGCCUCAGUCCCGCAUACCCAGCAGGUCUCUCCCGACCUGAAGCCCCAAGAGAUCUCAUUCCCGCUUCCCAAGGCCCUUCACACAACUGGCCAUGUUCAUCUCACUUUCUUGGGACAUUGUGCAACAGUAUUCCUGGCAACCUCGACGCCAGGGGACUCGGGCGGCUCAGUGAAACCGUUGGGCAGCUUUGUCUACGCCAUGCCUGAUCGCACAAACGCCAAAUCCACAAUCUCCACAACAAUCUACACCUCACCCUCAAGUAUCGAGUACACAACUCGCGUUGCCAAAAUCAUUGCACGACGCAUCGGUAUGCCCGUCUACGUGGGUUGUAGCAUUGACCCCCACGCACUGGAAUUGACUGUUGAGGAGGAGAUGGAGGGUCUUUCGCAGAUUGUGAACUUGGUGGUUGAAAAAUAUGAGGCGAAAAAAUAG
This is a messenger RNA of Penicillium waksmanii, 447 nucleotides long. RefSeq names its product proteasome assembly chaperone 4 family protein. The record is from RefSeq and is a predicted model, not a curated record. The transcript has 2 exons. Gene Ontology annotation, biological process: proteasome assembly. The coding region runs from base 1 to 447 and encodes 148 amino acids. Lineage: Eukaryota; Fungi; Ascomycota; Eurotiomycetes; Eurotiales; Aspergillaceae.